Messenger RNA from Rosa rugosa (rugosa rose), 774 nucleotides. RefSeq names its product probable calcium-binding protein CML27. Gene Ontology annotation, molecular function: calcium ion binding. The coding region runs from base 61 to 555 and encodes 164 amino acids. The record is from RefSeq and is a predicted model, not a curated record. The transcript has a single exon. NCBI's taxonomy places the organism in Eukaryota, Viridiplantae, Streptophyta, Magnoliopsida, Rosales, Rosaceae.
CCUCCCUCAUUUCUCUCUCCCAAAUCACAAACAAACCCAAUUAACCCAGAGCGAAAAUCCAUGGCUUCCAACGGAACCCCUACCACCGCCGACGCCAAACCCAUCGUGACCGACGAGGUCCGCCGCGUCUUCAAGAGCUUCGACGCCAACGGCGACGGCAAGAUCUCAACCUCCGAGCUCGGCAACGUCCUCGCGGCCCUCGGCUCCAACGUCCCCGAGGACGAGCUCCAGCGCGUGAUGGUCGACCUCGACACCGACCGCGACGGCUUCAUCUGCAUCGACGAGUUCAACGCCUUCUGGGUGGCCGGCGACGGCGGCUCCUCCGAGCUCGAGGAGGCCUUCGAUCUGUACGACCAGGACCGCAACGGCCUCAUCUCCGUCGAUGAGCUCCACCUCGUCCUCAACCGGCUUCAGAUGAAGUGCACCGUUGAGGAUUGCAACCGCAUGAUCCAGUCCGUUGACGCCGACGGCGACGGGAAUGUGAAUUUCGAGGAGUUCAAGAAGAUGAUGAGCCACAACUCCAGCAACGGCGGCGCCGUCUCUAACGGCGCCUGAGCUCAUUUCCAAGGUAGUGAGUCUGCUACUAGUCGUCAAAUCUUAGAUGAAUUUAGAUCCUCGAUCUGUGAAAGUGAAAUUAGGGUUUAUAACCUUGGAAAUGCUUUUUAUGAAAAUAAUAGUGGUACCGGGUUUUAUAUACUUAGGGAUUAAUCGCACCUUUUCUUCAUGUACUUUUAUGGUAUCGAUCUGUUUUAUGGCGAAAUCACUAUUUCUCUA